Molecule: messenger RNA, 492 nt
Organism: Nipponia nippon (crested ibis)
Lineage: Eukaryota; Metazoa; Chordata; Aves; Pelecaniformes; Threskiornithidae
Source: RefSeq, a predicted model, not a curated record
AUGUUUGGGAAACAAGACAAAAUGGACGUUAGAUGCAGUUCAGAGACUGAAGCUAACCGGGUCUCGAAGAGCGGACAUAAAGAGGGCAAGGAAAGCAAAGGGUCUGAAGGAAAUAUUUCUACUUCUUUUUUGAAGGAUCAGCAAGGGACUUUUUCUGCCUCUGCAGCUACGGAAGAUUGUAAUAAAAGUAAAUCUAGUUCGGCUGACCCGGACUAUUGCAGGAGGAUCCUAGUUAGAGCUAUUGGUGAAUAUGAAGAGCUUAGAGCAGAGAAUAAGAAAACGAAAGAGGAGUGUGACAAAAUCAAGCAAGAACGAGAUGAGGCUGUCAAAAAACUGGAGGAGUUUCAGAAAAAGCAAGUUCUGUCUUGUCUGGGCUGUGAGAAGGUCAAUAUUCAGUUUUACACUUUUAUGGUAAUGGUUCUGUUGAAACUGUAUGGUGUCUGGAAGCAGCAAAGCACAUCUAACGGGAGUGGAAGUAUCCUAGUGGAAUAG